UCACUUCUCCUGUGAAUCAAAUCAAAUCUCGUCCCCAACAACCGCACAUGCAUCAGUAAUCAAUAAUAUAAAAUGAGUGAAUGCAGUUUGGUUGCAGAGGCAAUAUGGAAGGAAAUUGAGUCUACACGGACAGUGAAUGAUGAUCAACUAUGGACCCAGUUUGCAUUUCCUAUUUGCCAAGAACUUUGAGGGAGCCACUAGAAUUGUUGAUCAAAGAGGUGUCAACAAGAUUUCUGCUCACCCUAGUGGAAGGUUCAUCUUUCAGGUUAUGGGGGAAUCCCGAAGAAAAGACCAAUAUCUGUGUUUUGCUGAAAACUUUUGUGCCUGUUAUUCUUUCUUCUAUGAUGUUGUUAGCAGAGGAGAACAACUUUGUUGUAAACAUCAGUUAGCUGCAAGACUUGCUGCAUCCUUAGGAUCUUAUGUUGAAGUUAAGGUGUCUGAUGAGGAGCUAGCUUUGUUGCUAUCCAAACUAUAG
Messenger RNA from Abrus precatorius (Indian licorice), 475 nucleotides. Its product is annotated as zinc finger SWIM domain-containing protein 7. Gene Ontology annotation, molecular function: zinc ion binding. NCBI's taxonomy places the organism in Eukaryota, Viridiplantae, Streptophyta, Magnoliopsida, Fabales, Fabaceae. The record is from RefSeq and is a predicted model, not a curated record. Gene Ontology annotation, cellular component: Shu complex. Bases 137 to 475 code for a protein of 112 amino acids. Gene Ontology annotation, biological process: double-strand break repair via homologous recombination. The transcript is spliced from 6 exons.